This is a messenger RNA of Peromyscus maniculatus bairdii (prairie deer mouse), 5087 nucleotides long. RefSeq names its product sperm-associated antigen 6. Gene Ontology annotation, cellular component: sperm principal piece; axoneme; acrosomal vesicle. Gene Ontology annotation, molecular function: microtubule binding. NCBI's taxonomy places the organism in Eukaryota, Metazoa, Chordata, Mammalia, Rodentia, Cricetidae. Gene Ontology annotation, biological process: neuron projection extension; sperm axoneme assembly; filopodium assembly. The record is from RefSeq and is a predicted model, not a curated record.
AGAGGACCAUGUCCUCCUGACAGUCGUCGGCGUGGAAAAAAACCCAAACCCAACCCAAACCAAACCAAACCAAAAAACCAAGCUAGGUGGGCGCUGCGCUGUAAGCGAGGUAUCCAUACUGUGUGCCUGCCUCCUUCACACUGGCCGUGACGUCACGACCUUCGAUGGCGGUUGCAUCCGGUUUGGGUCGGUUGUCCUGGAGACCGAUACACAGAGGAACGGAUCCUAGUGCAGGCCUGGAGGUGGCGGAGGUCCUGUUAUCUGCGGACCAGCUGCACCUGGCGGACUAGCUGCACCAUGAGCCAGCGGCAGGUGCUGCAAGUGUUCGAACAGUACCAGAAAGCCCGGACGCAAUUCGUGCAGAUGGUGGCGGAGCUGGCGACCAGACCCCAAAACAUCGAGACGCUGCAGAAUGCAGGUGUAAUGUCUUUGCUGAGGCCUCUUCUUCUGGAUGUGGUCCCAACAAUUCAACAGACUGCUGCCUUGGCCCUGGGGAGGCUGGCCAAUUAUAACGAUGACUUAGCGGAAGCAGUUGUGAAGGGCGACAUUCUCCCGCAGCUUGUCUACUCGUUGGCGGAGCAGAAUCGUUUCUACAAGAAAGCAGCUGCCUUUGUGCUGAGAGCAGUUGGUAAACAUUCUCCGCAGCUAGCCCAGGCCAUAGUUGACUGUGGAGCUCUAGACACACUGGUGAUAUGCUUGGAGGAUUUUGACCCUGGAGUCAAGGAGGCUGCAGCCUGGGCACUUGGAUAUAUUGCAAGACAUAAUACAGAAUUAUCUCAAGCUGUGGUGGAUGCAGGAGCAAUUCCUCUUUUGGUUCUCUGUAUCCAGGAGCCAGAAAUUGCUUUGAAAAGGAUUGCUGCCUCUGCCCUCAGUGAUAUUUCCAAGCAUUCUCCAGAGUUAGCACAGACAGUGGUGGAUGCUGGAGCUAUUGCUCACUUAGCCCAGAUGAUCCUCAACCCUGAUGCAAAAUUGAAGCGUCAAGUCCUUUCAGCUCUCAGUCAAAUUGCAAAGCAUUCUGUGGACUUGGCAGAGAUGGUUGUCGAAGCAGAGAUUUUCCCAGUUGUGCUCACCUGUCUGAAGGACAAAGAUGAAUAUGUGAAGAAAAAUGCUUGUACUUUAAUUAGAGAGAUUGCAAAACAUACGCCCGAGCUUUCUCAGCUGAUUGUUAACGCAGGAGGUGUGGCUGCUGUGAUCGACUGCAUCGGGUCCUGCAAAGGGAACAUACGGCUGCCUGGCAUCAUGAUGCUGGGUUACGUGGCCGCUCACUCUGAGAACCUGGCCAUGGCGGUGAUCAUCUCUAAGGGUGUACCCCAGUUGUCAAUCUGUCUCUCAGAAGAACCAGAAGAUCACAUUAAGGCUGCUGCCGCCUGGGCCUUAGGACAGCUGGGAAGACACACGCCAGAGCACGCCAGGGCUGUGGCGGUCACAAACACGCUGCCAGUUCUGCUCUCUUUGUACAUGUCACCGGAGAGCUCCGAGGACUUGCAGGUGAAAAGUAAAAAAGCCAUAAAGAAUAUCCUUCAAAAAUGCACCUACCUCCCAGCCCUCGAGCCGUUCCUGUAUGACGCACCUCCCAAUAUCCUGAAACACGUUGUCGGGCAGUUCAGUAAGGUGCUGCCGCAUGACAGCAAAGCUCGGCGCCUUUUUGUAACUAGCGGAGGACUUAAAAAGGUCCAAGAGAUAAAAGCGGAGCCCGGCUCUCUCUUGCAGGAAUACAUCAACAGCAUUAACAACUGUUAUCCAGAGGAAAUAGUACGAUACUAUUCACCUGGAUACUCAGAUACACUUCUGCAGAGGGUGGACAGCUACCAGCCACUUACCAACUGAAGAAAGCAUAUUUUUGUACUCCUCAGUGUCCCAGGAGAGUAUGAAUAAUGAUUGUUAAAAUUCUUUGAAAGUACAUUCUAGCUUUAUUCAAUGUGAGAUACCUUUAGAUAAUGUUUUCUAAGUGUGUGUGUAAUAGUUUAAGAAUAAGUAACUGGAAUAUAUGAAGGACUAGUCAUAGUCAUUUGCAUGCAUAGGAAUUUCUCUAACAAUAGACUUAAAAAGACAUUAUUAAAAGGUUUAAAACAUUUGUUAUUGUUCUGCUGGAAACCACACACAAACACACGCUCCAACGAGCUGAGAAAUGCUGUUCAGCAGUGCUUAGGCGAUUUUAGCCAUUUUCUAAUACCCACAGCUAAGGAAAACUUGCCCUUCAAGUUACACAGAAGCAUCUAGAGGGAAAAGACCUGAAAGGUGAACCUGAUGACAGAGGCCAAUAACCUGGAAAGAGGCUCCGAUGCUGGUCACUUGAACACACGGGACUAACGCAGAAGCUGGAGAGCCUGUUAGGUUUCACAAGAACUUAGGCACAUUCUUCUCAUUCCCACCAGUUAUGAAGCUCUUUUCCUUCACUCUGGGGUUCCUCACUGAAGGGUUCCUGGCAUUACAUUCUGGUAUCUGUGCUCUUCAUUCCUCUUGAAAAGUUUCUUAUUCGUGAGCCAUACUCAAGGAUAAGACAUGGAAGAUUUGCCUCCAUUACUCCCUUGUCCUGGGUUCACUUCACCCAACUUCAGAAGUCAUGUUUUCAGGGAUUUAAGUAAUUUGAGCAGAAUACAUCAGACUCAGACUUUAUAGACAUUUUAUGUUAGAUUCAGUAAUGGGGUCAAAGAAGAUUUUAAUAAAAUGUUAAAAACAGCAUUAGAAUUGUCCUUCUUGUUUUUAUAUCUGAUUUUCUGACAUUGGGAGUCUGUAUUUGGAGUUAGGAAUGUUUGAUUGUUGAUGUUGAUUUGUAUCUUUGGGCCUAAGGAGGUUUCAUUCGAGGACCUGGAGAGGAGGUGCAGGCAAGCCUAGACAGCCUUUAGGACAGUGGGGCCUGUCCUAAAAACCUAGUUUCAGAUUUCCUUCUUGGACUCCCCUAGCCUUUGAUUUUUCAUCAAAAGGAAACCUGGUUUGGACAUUUUUCUGGACCCAUCUCUGCCUUCAUUAUUUUUCAACAACACACAUCUUUGUUGAAACUUUUAAAACUUCUUUAUAACCAACAUUCUUCAACCUAUUUUUUAUUUAUGUCAAACUAGAAUUGCUAGUCAUUGCUCAGUAAAUGUAACAUCUCUUUGCUUUUCCCAACAAUGAAUGAUCUCUUUAGGGACCCAAGGAUUUCUUUGCCCUAUUUUGAGACUCUUACUCCUGAGUUGAUUAGGCACUUUUAUUUUUAUAAGGCUUCAUGUCUAUGGAUAGUGGUGAAGGCUGUUUAGAGUCUAUUUCUAUAUUGACCUCUGUCCCUGCUGUUGGUUGGAAGGUGUGGUCAGCACAAUGAGUUCUGCCUUUUGUGCUGAGCUUCACUUUGGCAGAGAUUUCAACUCAGUGAUUCAAUUCAUCAUGAAGUACCCUCAAAAGGCAUUCUCCUUCACAAAGCUACUAUCAUGGGUAAAAUACUCAUAUCAGAGUCUUCGAGGGGCUGGUCUGUUAAAUCUGGUCAUCAGGAAAAUAAACCUUAUGCAUAACUUCAGUGUAGUAAUGACCUGGCUUACCUGGUCCAACAGGUAGUAGGGUCUCUAGGGUUUGUGUCCACGCUACUUUAGAUGACUGUAGGUUUCUUACAUAGCAUUCAUUCCCUGACAUCUGACCAUCUGGGCAUUAGUCAGCCAGUGCUUCCCCUUAAUCCACUAGUGUCAAUAAUCCGUGUGACAUAUGGACUUCUAGUUCUUAUCCCCAAAUCAUUUUGUCAGCCUCUGACACUAAAGGGACCAUGCCCAUGCGUGGACCAAGGCAGGGUGACCAGCCUUGGGAAAUGAAAUCAAGUUUCUAGGAGAGGUGUGUCAUUGGAUAAGAACUGUCAAGAUCAUGGUGUCUCUUCACAGCAAUAGAAACCUUAACUAAGAGAGUUAGUUUAACUGAUUUUGUAAACUUUAGUAUGUAAUUUUAAAAGCUUUCAUGUGAAUGGAGAAGAAAAACUUUAAAUCAUCACUUCAGAUAUCACAACACAGAAAAGAAUUGUCUUUAACAAGCUGGCAUAUUCUACAGCUAGAAAACACCAUAAAGGUGUGCUCGUGGCAUAUGUGAUUUCAUUUAAAAUCCCUAGUCACAGGGGUCUUGUUGUUUUGUAGAACACAGAGUUUUCACUUUUCCUUUUGUUUAUCUCAGUGGACUUAGGAAAAAGUAUUUUCUCAGUGGAUAAUUUAAAAUUCAGUGUAAAAUAUGGAUUACCCAGAGUCCAGGGAUAAUGCUAUGUCUGGCGUGGGAUAUCUGAGGGGGAAAAAACUAUAUACACUAUGCUAUUAUGUCUGUUAACUUUAUUCCUCUAAGACAAAAUUCUAUCUUUAUGGCUGUAGCUUUGUCAGGCAUUCAGGGCAGGAAUAAAUCUAGAUACACCAAGGUCUUUAUCCAUCUCCUUUAUUUCUCUGGGAUGAAAUCCUGUCUACAUAGCUUCAGUUCUGUCCUGAAACUCAGAUUUCUUAUAGUCAUGCUAACAAAUAAGCUCAUAUGCGUCCAGCCUCAUCCUUGUCCUCUGUUUCUUCUCCCUCCAUCUCUACUUGCUCUCUACUCCUGGCUCUGAUGAAUUCUACAAGAAUUCUGCCUUACUGUCUACAAAACCUCUGUGUUCUUCCCUUCUCCCUGGUCAUGCUGUUCUGUCCAUCCACCUCUACAGAAAAUGCCUGUUCCUUCUUCUGAUCACAGGGUACUCUGCCUCCUCAGGAAUGUUGCUCCACCCUACCUUCCACCUUGAUAUGUAAAAACCUCUUUUGUUCUCAGUCAAUUGCUCUGGAGAGCCACUAGGCCUCAAGGUAAGGGGAUGGUCCAAGCUUCGUUAGCACAAGAAACAAAGCUAUGGGUCUCUGCCAGCUUGUCUUUGCCUAUGUGACUUUAUCCAAGUACUGGCUGGAACAGGGAAGUUCACACACACAUUCUAUGGGAAUUGUGAGCACAAGAAAUUCAUAACAAGGCACAGCUGAAUAUUAAGCUGUGUAACACCAAAUAGUUCAUGCUAGAUGGCUUCCCACUUGACUGACCUUGGCCUGGUCAAGGUAUAGCUUUGAUAUACAGCUGGACUCCUUAUAACAUAUUCUUGUAUCUCACCACAAUAAAAUGUUGCUGUGUUCCUUCCA